AUUCACAACGUGUGAGCUUCUCAGAAUGUUACGCUUCUGGACAAGAUUUACUAUAUUUUUUUAUAAAACAUUUGGUAUCACAAUAAUCUUUGAUAUGUAAUCAGCAGCCAUACUCUUGUUUGCAAAAUACACGAGUGGAUUAAUAAGGUAAUAAGAGGCGAAAAUGGAAGAGGAAGUACAAGUGCAAGUGAAAGACAACUCGCCUUCAAUAGAGCGCAUUUUAAGUCCAAUAGUGUACACCUCCUGGUUUCUGGGCGUCGGUGCAGCACAUCCACGAAUGUGUCCCAAAGUUAUAACAAUAAUCAUACGUAUAAUUUACAUGGCGGUGUGUUCCUAUGUCAUGAUAAGAGACACAAAAUUUGUUCAGCCUUUUCCAUUUUUUACUAAAGGCUUCAAGUAUGCAUUACCGUACCAAUAUUUACACUACCUGAAUAGGAUGAUGUGUUGUGUAUCAGCGUAUUAUUAUAUUUAUCACGGAAUCAGGCAGUACAACAAGUGGCCGGAACUGAUGGAUAGAUUGAAAGAACUUGAUCAGAAAAUCAGGGAAGAAAUAUCUACGAAUGAUCGGUCCAUAAAAAUUAUUGAAGCACUAGCAAUUUUCACGACGUUUAUUUUCUGUCCUUUGAUGCCGAUAAUUCAAACUCUAUCUUGCUUAUUAUAUUCACUACAAACAGAAGAAUUGCUGUUGUAUUACGUAUUAUUAGCGCAGUUAUUGAUUAACAGCUUUGUCUUCCAGGUUAUUGUCUAUGUAAUAUAUUGCAGAUUUCACACAAUAAAUAAAUUGAUUGGCCAGUUGGACAAGUUAUCCGAUGUGCAAUGGAUUGCGUUCAAAAUUGGAUACAUCAGAGAAUUGUAUACUGGUAUUUCCGAUGUCGCCAGCAUGGUAAAUAAUGUUCACGGUCUUCAUCUCCUCUUUUGCUCCGGGAAUUGCUUCACCAUGGCUAUAACCUCACUAUUAGAUCUUUUUAAUGUAACAUACCGUAAUCACUGGUUAAAGCUGAUGCAUCAUUUCUUACGCAUCGUAUAUUUCAUGCAAUUUUGCUUGAUUUGUUGGAUUUGCACACUCGCGUGCCAAGAAUCCAAUAGGACUGGUAGAAUUAUGCACAAAGUUAUAUUAAAUUACCAACCUGUCCAACUUGAUAAUCACGAGGCGAGUAAUCAAUCGAGUCUCGAAAUGCGAUCUGCACUAGAAGAUUUGAACAGCGAGCAGAAUUCUAAUUGUAGCAGCAGUCACAAUCCGUACGUCGUGGAAAAUUUUUUCCGCAAAAAUCUGACCCUAGAGUGUGUCAUAAAAGAGGUCAAUGACUUUUCGACUCAUCUGCAGCAGAAUCAAGUAGCAUUUACGGCUUACAAUUUUUUUGAAAUAAACAAUACUUCAUUCGGUUGUGUAAGUAUAUAAUUUCUUUACUUUAUUACAAUUCCCGUAGAAGAGAAGCUCUUUCGAAAUGUAAUAUAAUAGUUAUUGAAACAAUUAAUUGAAGUAAACUUGUUUUUCAGUUCGUUGGGGUGACACUCACUUAUCUAAUUAUUUUCCAACAAUUAUAUCAAUAACUAAUUUUAAAAAAUGCUAAAAAUGUAUCUGUAGUGUUUGAAAAUGUGUUGAAAUCCAAUUGUAUAUUUUUCUUUCUUUUUCCAAAAAGUUUUAUAUUUUUACAUUGUAUAAUAAUGUUGUAAAAACAAUUAGUAAUUAGAAAUUAGGCUAAUAAGAGCGCGGGUGAAAGUGCGCAAUCACAAAUAUUAAUAUUAUACAAAUUAUUUAUUUAUUUUAAAUUACAUAAAUGAAAAUUUCAACUCUCUUUGGAGUCAUCCUCAGCGUUUUACAUAAAAAAUAAGAUUAUCUAUCCGGCAUUAGUACAUAACGCAAUAAAGUCACCAGUGGUUUGCCAAAUCCGUAGUGGCAAAUGAAGGCAUGUAAUCAGUAGGACAACAUUUUAGGUAAUUACUCCCUCCGUGUAGUGUUAUACGUUAAUAUGUUGUUAAAUAUGUUAAUAAACUUCUAUAAGUAUAAUAAUUGGAUCAGUUUAUUACCGAUU
Solenopsis invicta (red fire ant) is the source of this 2033-nucleotide messenger RNA. RefSeq lists its product as uncharacterized. Bases 164 to 1399 code for a protein of 411 amino acids. The record is from RefSeq and is a predicted model, not a curated record. NCBI's taxonomy places the organism in Eukaryota, Metazoa, Arthropoda, Insecta, Hymenoptera, Formicidae. Gene Ontology annotation, biological process: sensory perception of taste. The transcript is spliced from 2 exons. Gene Ontology annotation, cellular component: neuronal cell body; dendrite; axon.